Scatophagus argus is the source of this 2110-nucleotide messenger RNA. RefSeq lists its product as uncharacterized. The record is from RefSeq and is a predicted model, not a curated record. NCBI's taxonomy places the organism in Eukaryota, Metazoa, Chordata, Actinopteri, Scatophagidae. The coding region runs from base 791 to 2110 and encodes 439 amino acids. The transcript is spliced from 4 exons.
UAAUUCCCACACUGACUGCAGACGGAUUCUGCAAGGGCUCUCUGAUGGAAGUGAUGGUGGAAGUUAUACAUGUAUGUUGAUAUUUCUUCUAAAACGAUAUUGUUUACACAUCACUGAUGGCGAAAAGAUCUUGCAAGCAUGCAUAACAUCUACCGUCCAUAUGUCAUGUCACGUUUAACAGAAGCCCUCACGUAUGCAUACUUUUCAAUGUAAUUAGCCAUUAAGUUGGCACGAAACAAUACUAGAGUGCUUGUGUCUACUUGGCUUCACAUUCUCACUUCAUGUGACUUUGUGCUACUUAAAGAAUCUUAAUGUAAUCCUUUAGAGAAGGGAUUUAACCUUAACACAACUGUUGUAGGAAGAGGCAGGAUGAGUCUUUUGGACUUUGAUUAAUAGCUGAGUCUUUCUUUUUAAAAUUCACUUAUGUGGAGACAAUAAGCAGGGUGGUGUUUGUUCAAGCAUUGUUUCCAGAGUCAGCUUUUGGUAUUGUGGUUUUGCCAAUUGUUUCUGCAGCUGAAAUUCAGGAUGGAAGGCUGCCAAGUAACCAGGCUGCACAGUAAUAGGAGUAAGACGCCAGCUUGAAGGCUAAAUGGCUGUGAGCAUGUCCGUAAAUCCAAUGUGAUCAAUCCUCACUGUGAUGCUCUUCAUGUAACCACAUCACAAAUCAGAUGUUACUCAUGCUUUUGCUGUAGCUAGAGACGGAGUACCACCACUGAUGCACUAAAAGGAACCAGAGCACAAGGAAUCACAGGUCUCUGGACUUUUUGACAUAAUACCAAACGUGUCAAAAAUGGGUUCACCUUUACGAUUCAUUAUGCUCACAAUGACUCUCUCUUCACUUGGAAGCCUGAUUCAAACUACACAAUCACUGGACAACUAUGAUUCAGUCCGAACGACUCGAAGGACAGCCAAAAAUAACACUGCCCCAGACAGGUUUUCCAGUGAGGCAGUCUUCCAUUCAGAGAGCAGUAGUGACUCUUUAGAGGGAAGUGGUGUCGACGGUACAGCGUCGCAGAAACUCAUCUAUCCAACUGUCAUUCCAGAGGAGCCCAAGCGAGCUGCCAAUAAAAGGCUUUCUGGAUCUGGAAUCACCUUAACUACAACUCCAGCACUUACUCUACACCAAUCAGAAGCUCACAGGCCUAAUGCUUCAAUUACAGGAUACGCUCACUCCAGCGUGCACAUUAUCUCAGAGGAAGCUCUCAGCCGCAUAGCAACUGAGGAACAGUUAAAAGAGAGUCAUAAAUCCAUAGUAAAUAAUGAUUUUCUGGAUGGUCUGUCCUCAGACAUGGAAAGUCCUAAACACCCUGUCCAAAACAUCGUGUUUACUUCGAUGAUGGACCACAACCAGUCAAGACCCGGGCUUCCCUGUGUCCUCGGCCUCAGUCCUUGUGUUGUUCUUCCAAACUUUAAUGGCACCAGUCUGCUCUGGGAUGACAUGAGGCGCACACUGGCAUUUGCCUGGGAACUUCAUGUCUUUGGAUCUGCCAGCCUUUUCAUAUUGAUGGCAGUCCUGGCAGUUAUGGGAAUGGCCGGUGCAUGCACUCUUCCCUGUCCUGUCUCUGAUGCCUUGACCCUGGCAAAUAGUUUUCUGAUUCUGAGUGGUACUCUGCGUGGUGUCCUCCUUCUACUUGAUCCUUAUGGCACCCGUCAGAUCCUGUCUCGUGCUACUUUGGCAGCACUCCAUAAUAUUCCUCUACAGCUCCUUCUGUGGACACAGGUUGCCCUCACUCUGGUCACACUCAGAGAUCUGAAUUUCUUACUUUUCCCAUUAAAGCUACAGCGUCCAUGGGUGGUUGGAGGGCUGGCUAUAUCACAUUGCACCCCAUUAAUUGUAGCAGAUCUUUUCUCUCCAACUUGGUCCCUUGCCCUCCCUCUGCUGCUGCAGACCCUCUCCCUCUGCUGGGGCCUCCCAUUCUGCAUGGGUAUCCUUCCCAAAGCUUGUUCUCAUCUACAUCCCUUUCUCAGGUCCUCUGUUCCUCAGUGGGUUCCCUCACAGAGGAUUGAAAAGUGUGCAAAACGAUCUCCUCUGGCUUUACGGGCUAUUGGGGAACUGGAGGCGCUUUGGUUGGGGAUGGUGGAUCUCUCAGUUCUGGGCCAGAAUUCUUGA